Saprolegnia parasitica CBS 223.65 is the source of this 282-nucleotide messenger RNA. RefSeq lists its product as hypothetical. Bases 1 to 282 code for a protein of 93 amino acids. The record is from RefSeq and is a predicted model, not a curated record. NCBI's taxonomy places the organism in Eukaryota, Oomycota, Saprolegniomycetes, Saprolegniales, Saprolegniaceae. The transcript is spliced from 4 exons.
AUGAAUUUGAUGAUCGACACGGUAUGCACGCACCUGACACGAUUGCACUCUUGUGUGACAGUCUGCGGCUCGGGGAGCGGUGGCCACAGUUUCGCAGCCGGGUGGGCCGUAUCAAGACCGUCCUGUCUACAUGGUACCGUGCUCACACGACCAACGGAUGGUCUCGAGACGACGAAGCGACAACGUCGCCGCUGGCCAAUCUGCAGCGAGAGAUUCACCUCAUCGUCCUUGCUGGCUUUCUUGACGACCGCGCCAUGUAUCGCUUCUUGGCGGGUACGAUAG